AUGUGCGGCAUCACAGAGCCCGAGGAGUUCCGCGACAUGCUAUCGGGCAACGAAAAGCUCUGCAUCGAAACCCCGAGCGGGAUCUACAUGGGAUACACGGUCGAGUCCUGCAUCUCAUUCAUCGACACGGUCAUGGUCAUGAAUACAUUUGUAGAUGCCGCCAGCCCGGUCCGGAUGCGAUUCCUGCGCGCCGUCUACGCAUACAUGCCGUGGAGGGCGAUGCCGUUCUUCGAUCUCAGACCCUAUUCCUACUCGCAGGUCGAGGCCGUGGCGAGGCUGCUGUACGACCUGGAGACGGAGUUUCGGGUUGCCGGGAGUUUCUACAUCGACCUGUGGAAGAAGGGGGCGAGGGAGUACAGGACCCAACCGGGAGCGCUACAGAUCCAGUCCUUCGAUAUGCGACUCCUUGACCAGAUUUUUGUGAGCGGCAGCGUGGCUAGGCAGGAGGAGCCGGGCAAUGCGAGAAUGCCAAACGGGGACGGCUGGGGCAAUGGUCAUCGUGAACCGCAAUUGCCUCACGACGCCAGACUUCCGAACAUGCAGCAUGGCAACCAAAAGAAGGGACCAAGCAGCGCCAUCAUGGUUGACGGAUACGGUGGCGGCGUUGCUGGCCAGAGACUAGGCAAUGCCGGAGUACCAUAUGGGCCCGGUUGGGGCGCUCUCAACUGGGGAGCAAACAACGCCAGAAGCCAAGGCGGAUACGAUAAUAGCCAGAGACCUGGUAACACCGCAAAGCUCAACAGAUACGCUGGUGACCGCGCCUAUGGAGGACCCAAUAGCUACAUCAGCCCGAACGGAAAGGACAACCACAAAGCUGGGAAGGAGCCUGAACGUCGGAUAAAGCAAGAGCAAGAAGAAAAGAUCGGCAACCGCGAUCAGGUUUCUGUCCCGCAGCCGCAGCGGGGCGGAGGAGAGCUUCUUAGUCCUCAAGGUCACUCCAAACUCAAGUCGGAGCAAGAACGACGAGAAGAAUACCAGAUGGGCGGUUCUGGCCAAGUCUCUAUCAAAAUUGAAGCGGAGUCUGAUUGA
Messenger RNA from Drepanopeziza brunnea f. sp. 'multigermtubi' MB_m1, 1029 nucleotides. RefSeq lists its product as uncharacterized. The record is from RefSeq and is a predicted model, not a curated record. NCBI's taxonomy places the organism in Eukaryota, Fungi, Ascomycota, Leotiomycetes, Helotiales, Drepanopezizaceae.